CUCGCGAGGAAGGACGCCAUUAUCGCAGCCGCCCGACAAACACCACGAGAAUUCGGCACCGCACACGGGUUGCAUGUCUCGUAAAACUGCUUCUUUGGGGGCCUGCAGUGGUGUUUGACUGGACAUUGCAGCCUGGUUCUGAAUGAUGUCAGAACAGGAUUUGGCAGAUGUUGUUCAGAUUGCCGUUGAUGACUUGACUCCAGACAACCCACCCUUUCAGUCAUUCCUGUGUUCCAUUAAUCAGACAAUAUGCCUGCGACUGGAUAGCAUUGAGGCAAAGUUGCUGGCUCUAGAGGCUACCUGUAAAUCACUGGAAGAGAAGCUGGAUCUUGUGAUGAACAAACAGCACAGCCCCAUCCAGGUCCCCAUGGUGGCAGGUUCUCCUCUUGGCGCUACACAGACCUGCAAUAAAGUACGAUGUGUUGUUCCCCAGACCACGGUAAUACUGAACAACGACCGGCAGAAUUCAAUUGUAGCCAAGAUGGUUGGGCAGGAGGAGCCCCUGAGCAGAGCAGCGGAUUCUCUGGAAAACAUCCUCAGCAAUGCUGUUCCUGGACGUAGGCAGAACACCAUAGUGGUGAAGGUUCCAGGGCAUGACGACAGUCACAACGAAGAUGGAGAGAGUGGCUCUGAGGCCAGUGACUCAGUUUCCAACAGUGGACAAUUAGGAAGCCAAAGCAUUGGGAACAAUGUCACCCUUAUUACGCUGAACUCUGAAGAGGAUUACCCCAACGGGACGUGGCUUGGAGAUGAAAAUAACCCUGAGAUGCGGGUCCGUUGCCCCAUCACCCCUGCUGACAUGCUGCACAUCAGCACCAACUGCCGCACGGCCGAGAAGAUGGCACUGACACUGCUCGAUUAUCUCUUCCAUCGGGAAAUUCAGGCCAUUUCCAACCUUUCAGGCCAGGGGAAGCAUGGGAAGAAGCAGCUCGAUCCUCUCAUGAUAUAUGGAAUCCGCUGUCAUCUCUUUUAUAAAUUUGGGAUCUCAGAGUCUGACUGGUAUCGAAUCAAGCAGAGCAUAGACUCCAAGUGCCGAACAGCCUGGAGGCGGAAGCAGCGGGGGCAGAGUCUUGCUGUGAAAAGCUUCUCAAGGAGAACCCCUUCAUCGUCAUCUUACAGUGGUUCAGAGGGUCCUCAGAGCUCAGUGUCGGCCUCAAAUGAGAUCCAGCAGAACCAACCACAGGCACUACACUACGCACUGGCCAACGCCCAGCAGGUUCAGAUCCACCAAAUAGGAGAAGAUGGACAAGUCCAAGUAAUCCCGCAGGGCCAUCUCCACAUAGCCCAGGUUCCUCAAGGCGAGCAAGUCCAAAUCACGCAGGACAGCGAGGGAAACCUGCAGAUACAUCAAGUGCACGUUGGGCAGGAUGGGCAGGUGUUGCAAGGCGCUCAGCUGAUAGCUGUUGCAUCUGCCGAGCCUGCAUCGGGAGGAGUUGAUGGAUCCCCACUGCAAGGCAGCGAUAUCCAAGUCCAGUAUGUGCAGCUCACGCCAGUGACAGACCACUCUGCAACCAGUCAAGGCACUGACACCCUCCAGUCAGCAAUCCAACCAGAAAUGCAGAUAGAACACGGAGCGAUCCAAAUCCAAUAAGGAAGUGGUGCAAAAGCUGCGUGAGCUGAGAUGUCAGUGGGCCACGGUGGGAAAUGAAGCCCUGCAGUCGUCGUGCAGCCCCAGGAAGGUGGACUCAUAGGCUGACAGUCGCUCCUCUGCACACAGCAGGUUUCUGACCAUCCGUUUGUGUUCACCCAGAACAAACCAGAGCCAUUUGCUGCAAUUGGAGCUGCAUUGCUGCGUCUGUUGAGAGUAUUCCCCUCAGAAAAAAACAAACACUUGGCCUGCCCUUAGGUAUAUUUAAGGAGGAAAAAGUCCUUUUGGAAAGAAAUCCAAUUAGUCGAAGCAGUGAGACUUAAAUUCAUGUUUCAUCCUGUCGUUUCUUCUGUGAAAUACACCAUUUGAAUGUCUGCAAAAUGUCUUAGGAGGUGUAUUGCUGCUUUGCAAUACUUGCUUUACCACGUCUCGAAGAUCAGGAGCUCAGAUAUUUUUCACCGUUCAGACAGCUUUUUUAUUUGCAAUGGUGUUUAUAACAAAAAUGGAAAAUAUAUAUUAAAAAAAAAGAAAGAAAAAUCCC
Gallus gallus (chicken) is the source of this 2129-nucleotide messenger RNA. RefSeq names its product BTG3 associated nuclear protein (gene BANP). The record is from RefSeq and is marked validated. Gene Ontology annotation, molecular function: DNA binding. NCBI's taxonomy places the organism in Eukaryota, Metazoa, Chordata, Aves, Galliformes, Phasianidae. Gene Ontology annotation, biological process: negative regulation of protein catabolic process; protein localization to nucleus.